This is a messenger RNA of Pezoporus occidentalis (night parrot), 9177 nucleotides long. It is a transcript of the gene OTOGL, whose product is annotated as otogelin like. Gene Ontology annotation, cellular component: extracellular matrix. Bases 1 to 8715 code for a protein of 2904 amino acids. Gene Ontology annotation, biological process: L-arabinose metabolic process. The transcript is spliced from 59 exons. The record is from RefSeq and is a predicted model, not a curated record. NCBI's taxonomy places the organism in Eukaryota, Metazoa, Chordata, Aves, Psittaciformes, Psittacidae. Gene Ontology annotation, molecular function: alpha-L-arabinofuranosidase activity; protein binding.
AUGAACAUUGUGGGAAAACUCAGUUUAAUGAUACUGUGGAGUAUAUUCAUGCUUCAUUCACUGCUGUCCUCUUUGCAAGGAUCUUAUUGCAAGCUUUCUCUUCUGAGAAGAGAUUCAAGAAAUGACUUUAAUGCAACUAGAGAGAAAAGAGAUCUCGUAACAGCCGAGAUUCAAGCUUCCUCUGCUCUGUCACACCUUCAUGGAGCCUUGACACGGAGUCCUCCAGGAGAGGAUGUAAGCAUGUCUGAGAGGCAUGUAACUGGUUAUGUGAAGGGACAGGGGUGUUCAGGGAAUGAGCACACAGCUGCUCCUGAAGGGUUUUUAGCACUGUACAAACACAUAAAGCAGGUCCAAGUUACAGAAGUUGUUUUGCAGAAAAGUUCAUGUUCCCUGGAGUGCCUUAAUGGAGCAGCCUGCACAGAGGCAGGUGACUGUGACUGUCAGUUAUUUCAGGCUCAAGGAAGCAGAUGCCAAAUUGUACCCAACACUGGUAAGGACCGAGAUGGGAUUUGCAAAUCGUGGGGACAGUAUCAUUUUGAAACAUUUGAUGGCAUCUACUACUACGUCCCAGGAAAUUGCUCCUAUAUUUUUGCAAAAGACUGCAGUACUCCAGAACCACAGUACACUGUUUGGGUUCAUAACAGUCCUCACUGUUAUGGUUCUGUAUAUACUUGUCAGAGGUCCAUCAGCUUGUUUUUUUCAAACCAAGAAGAAAUAAUUAUUUCAGGACAUGAAGUAAGAAAAGAUGGAAUCAGAUUAGUUUUGCCUCAGACAAUUGGAAAUGCUUUCUUUGAGAGACUGGCUGACUAUAUACUGGUGAAGACCACCUUUGGUUUUUCUCUUGCUUGGGAUGGAAACUCUGGUAUUUAUAUCAAGCUGACAGAAGAUCAAAAGGGAAAACCUUGUGGCCUCUGCGGAGAUUUUAAUGGCAAUAAACAUGAUGACCUGAAACUGCAAAACAAUGAAUAUACAGAAGACAUUGCUGAAUUUGCAAAUAGCUGGGCUGUGCAAACCGCAGAUGAUGUAGCUUGUGUACCUACUGCCUCAAAUUUUUCCAGUCCUUGCUCAGCUGAUGCAGAAUCCACUGAGGACAUAUUCUUCAAGUGCCAAAUAUUCCUACAGUUUCCUUUUCUCAGCUGUCAUGAAAGCAUAGAUCCAUAUUCUUAUAUUUCUAGCUGCAUGAAUGAUCUUUGCAGAGCAGAUGAUGAUGAAACAUACUGCAGGGCGGUGACAGAGUACGCUAGAGCAUGCUCUCACGCUGGGUCCCCAGUGCGGGACUGGAGGGAUGACUUUCCUGCCUGUACUGAGAAGUGUGAAGACAGCUUUGUACACCGUGACUGCAUCAGUUGCUGUCCACCAACCUGCACAUUUGAAAAAGACUGUCUUGGCAGCAACCUACACUGCUUAGAUGGCUGUUACUGUCCAGAUGGUCUCAUUAUGGAAAAUGGAACCUGUAUCUCUGUGUCGAAUUGUCCUUGUAUUUAUCAUGGAACUGCCUUUCCUGUAGGCUCAAAAAUUGAACAAGAAUGUAGCAACUGUAUUUGCAUUGGUGGCAUUUGGAACUGCACUGAUCAUGAUUGCCCAGCUGAGUGCUCUAUAACAGGUAGCUCUCACUUCACAACAUUUGAUGGACGUCAUUUCACCUUUCUUGGGAUUUGCCAGUACAUUUUGGUAAAAGGCACUGGGAAAAACAAAUUCACAAUAACUUUACAGAAAGCACCUUGUGGACAGAACUUUGACCACGCCUGCAUUGAGUCUAUAACUCUAGUCCUUGAAGAUGAUGUGAGCAAACAAGUAACUCUCACGAGAUAUGGUCAAGUCCAAACUGGCCCUAACCAAGUUUUUAACCUUAAUGGCGCUAUUGAAAUUCAGAAUGUAUCUUCUUUUUUUGUUCAACUGAAAACUAGUUUUGGUUUGAAGGUACUAUUUGCUAAAGAUGGAGAGAGGAUCUAUGUUCAAGUUGAUAUUGGCUGGAAGAGAAGAACAUUAGGACUAUGUGGAACAUACAACGGGAAUUUAAGAGAUGAUUUUCUCUCUCCAGCAGGGAUGAUAGAAGGGACCCCGCAACUUCAUGCAAAUGCAUGGAAGGUUUCCUCAGCUUGUUCUGUGCCUAUCAACAUUCCUGUGGUUGAUCCCUGCAAUGUUAAUCAGCAAAAUGCUGGGUAUGCAUCUCACUGUGAUAUCAUCAACCAAGAAGUUUUUGCUCCCUGUCAUGCCUACAUCAGUCCAGGGUUAUACUACCAGCAAUGCCGCUUUGACGCGUGCAAAUGCGGAAGCAGCUGUUUGUGUAAUGCUUUGGCACACUAUGCUUACGUGUGUAGCAAGCACGGCAUCGUCGCUGACUUCAGAUCUCAUAUUUCUUACUGUGCUGUGAUGUGUCACAGCGGUAUGCUUUAUCAUCAGUGUUCUUCUUUUUGUAAACAUUCCUGUGCUUCACUUUCUAUGGCAAAUAUCUGUGGUGAUGACUGUGCAGAAGGAUGUAAUUGUCCUGAUGGGAAAUAUUUUGAAGAGUCGGUCAACUUCUGUGUGUCGAUAUCUGCCUGUCAUUGUCAUUACAAGGGCAAAGUCCUCCAGCCUGGAGAAAUCCUCCCUACACCAACAGGCUCCUGUCAGUGUUUAAACGGAACAGUGAAAUGUAUUGAAGCCACUACAGAAAAUACAGUUCACAUAUGCCCUGAAGGAAAAGUCUACUACGACUGCAGAUCUCCUGUGCCUGGAUUACCAGCAGCGGGUGUGAAUUGCGGGAUCUCUUGUGCGAACCUUGCCAUGAACUUUUCCUGUGUCCCCUCACCACCUUGUGGAAGUGGCUGCAUUUGCCCCCCUGGGAUGGCUGAGCACAGAGGGAAAUGUUAUAUUCCUGACAGCUGUCCAUGCACCUGGAAAGACAGGGAAUUUCUGUCAGGAGAAGUGAUAGCUACACCAUGUUACACCUGUGUUUGUCGGAAAGGGAUAUUCAAUUGUACUAGUUACCCCUGUCCUGCUGUAUGCACUGUUUAUGGAGAUCGACAUUAUUAUACCUUUGAUGGAUUAGAAUAUGACUAUAUAAGUGACUGCCAAGCUUACCUGCUAAAGAGCACAGAUAACUCAAAUAUAUCUAUAAUUGCUCAGAACAAAAAGUGCUUUGACAAUGAUAUUGUUUGCUCAAAGAAUGUUUUCAUCAUGGUUGGAGACACUGAGAUUUAUUUUAGUGAACUUUCUGAGAAGCAGACCUUAAGGGGAAAGGAAAACAAAUCUAACUAUCAGCUUUGGAAGGCUGGAUAUUAUACUGUGAUGCACUUUCCAGAUCAAGAUAUUACGAUUCUGUGGGAUAAGAAGACAAUGAUACAUAUUAAAGUUGGACCUCGAUGGAAGGGUAAACUGGCAGGUUUGUGUGGGAAUUUUGACAAAUAUACUUCAAAUGAUCUGACUACCUCAAACAACAUGGAGGUGAGAAAUGCACAGGUGUUUGGAGACAGCUGGGUAUUAGGACAGUGCAAGAGCCCAAAUGAAACAUUAAGGCCAUGUGAGGGACAUCAGAGCAAGUUCCCUUAUGCCAAAAAGGAAUGCUCAAUUUUAUACAGCGAUAUUUUUGCACCUUGUCGCAAUGUGAUUGAUGUGACUUCUUUUGUCAAAAAUUGUCACACAGAUACGUGCAACUGCAAUCUUGGUGGGGACUGCGAGUGCUUGUGUACCAGUAUUGCAGCUUAUGCUCACAAGUGCUGCCAGCAAGGAGCACCGAUUCACUGGCGAUCUCCUUCCCUCUGUGCUUAUGACUGUGAUUAUUACAAUCAAGGUCUUGGUGAAGGACCCUAUAUUUUGGCAAGUUACGGACAGAAUGACACAAUUAUAGGAGCUAAUAUAUCUAGUAGAAGGAUAUUUCCCCUGCCUAGAGCUGGAGCAUAUGGAAAUGUAUUUUUCAGCUUCAUGAUAACUCCAGGGCUUUUCAAAGAUAAAGAUUUAUCUCUCUCUCUCGUUUCCCUUGAAUCUGCUGAAAGACCAAACUACUUUCUGUAUGUACAUGACAAUGAAACCGCUGGGUUGGAGCAGUGGCAGGCAAGUGACUCCUUUCAGAGACGAGCCACCUUCUUCCACCACCAGGGCCUCUGGAGUCCAGGGCUCAGCGCCUUUGAACUGCACAGUAAAAAAGGCUUUUUCAUCAUUCUCACCUCAUCUGGUGUUAAAGUGGCAAAGUAUGAUGAUUCAGAAGAAUUCAAACGUUUGAGUAGCUUUAGUAUUGAAGAACUCCGUUCCUCUGUGCCUUAUAGAAGAAUGUGUGAGUGGCGAUAUGAAUCUUGUGCUAAUCCUUGUGUUAAAACCUGUAGUGAUCCUGAAGGAAUAGCAUGCAAAUUCCUUCCUCCGGUUGAAGGAUGCUUGCCAUACUGUCCCAAAAACAUGAUCCUUGAUGAGGUCACACUUAAAUGUGUUUAUCCAGAAGACUGCAUACCCUUGGCACCUACAGAAUCAGCAAUUGGAACAAAACCUUCAUUGCUAAUCUCUCACACGGGUACUACCACAGAGUGUUCUCAGACACCUCCUUUAUUUGUUACUUCAGGGACUAAGUCAACCCAUGCUGAUGUGACAGGCAAAAUAACCAUGAAAGCAAACACAGCUUUAAGGGGAAUGAAUACGUCGGCACAGCCCGUCACAGACGCUUAUUCAUUGGAAGCAUCUAAUGCAGCCAUCUAUUCAAUGUUUUCAUUAUCAAGUACAGUGGAGCCUUCCGAUGUACUUCACAGCACAGCCAGCCCUACUGUCCUUUCCACACUCACCUCUCCAAUAGAUUUUCCAGCAGCUCUUCAAGCCUCAGCAGUCACAUCACGUACUGUCAUUUCUGCUGAAUCUAUAACUUUAUCCAUUACAAUAGCAAGUCCAACAACCCCACUCAGUGCAAGUCUUUUUACAACACAUUAUGUGUUAUUGACACCUACUCCCCUAGUUGUAGUUGCAUUUCCACCUGAAACAUCAACCACUCAGCUAGAAACUGUUCCCCCCUGCCUCAUUAUUAACAUCUUUAACUUCCAAGCCAUCUUUUAUAAGGUUUUCAGCCUUUCAGUAGCACUAAAAACAUCCAUUGUAAUGCCCCCUUUUCCAAUGCCUACAACUCCUGAAGCCACUUUAGAAAGCCAGUCCAGUAGGGUCUCUGUGUCUUCACCUCCUCCUAAGACCGCUUGUAUCUCUACUGUUUCUCUAGGAAAACAGAGCUCUUCGGUAAGUUCUUCAGAAGAUGGAACAAUAUCAUCCAUAUCUGCUGGAAUCAUCACUCAAUCCACUACACCAACAAUCAAGAACACAACAGUGAAUGCUACAUCCUUAAAAGUGCCUUAUAUUUUUGCAAAAAUACCACCUAGCUCUUCAAGCAGUUUUGCUUCUGUCACUACUGUGGCCUCUAGCAUUACUACAAAAACCACUGAUUCUUUUGUUGCCGAUUUGGAGUUUUAUAUGGCUUCAGCUUCAGUUCCUACCACCACAGAAACAUCCAUGCAUGUGUCACACAGAUCUUUAUUUACACCUGCAGUGACUCAGGUUUUGCAGAGCACUAAAGAGACUCCAAAAAUUAUGAUUAUGAAAACAACUGGUACUACAAGUCCAUUAUCACAGACAAAGAGUACCUCACUUGCAGCUUCAGAAGUUAAAUAUGCAACCUCAUUUGAAAGAACUGGGGAUGUUUUAGAAAGUGGUCAGAUUUCACAUGAGCAAAGAAAUGUUACCAAGACAAAGUCAACCACAACUGAGAAAUCUUCCCUGUCUUAUUUCACAGUAUCUCCAGUUCAGAGUUCACCUUUCCCAAGAAACAUAACCACAGUAAAAAAUCUCUCUGCUUCUGGAGUCCCAGAUGUAAUAAUAUCAGAUUGGUCAAAUAUCCCAACACAGAAAUCCAUUAAACCUUAUUUCAGUUUAACAAAGCCCACAGAGCUUCAGACCAGAACUGUAGUAGAUUUAUCUCAUUCUAGUGGUGGAAUGUCUCUGCCUUCCUCUCCAGAGCCUGUGGAAACACUAAGUUCUCUGGCAAGCACAGAAACAAUGACAGCUGUAGCUGACAAGGCUUCCUUUGGUACAAUGAUGCAUACACUGAUGUCUACAUCUUCUGAAUGUGUGCCAAGAUACCUUGAACCUGUUGACAAAUGUAGCCACUAUGUAUGUGUUAAUAUGGAUUGGAUAUUAUACAACCUUUCAAGGAACUGCCUUAAGGAUGUGCAGAAACCAGACUGUGGUUUUCGAGGAAUGCCGGUUCAAGUUAACUCUGAUAGUUGUUGCCCAGAAUGGGAAUGUCCUUGUCAAUGUUCUGUACUGUCUGAACUGAGUGUUAUCACAUUUGAUGGAAACAACAUAGCCCUCUGUAAUAUGGCUUCCUACAUUUUAGUCAAGUUACCAGGAGAAAUUAUUGUUGCUCAUAUUGAAAAAUGUCCUGCUAAUCAGAGUGCAAAUUCAAUAAGAAAACUAGUUCCCCCUGCAAGCACUUCGGGGCUCUGUUUUAAGAAAUUAAAUGUAACAACAGGCACAUAUCAAUUACUUAUCAAUCGUUUAGCAAGAAAAGUGGUAGUGGAUUCUGUAGUUCAAUCAUUACCAUUUUCAAAAGAAGGACUGAGUAUUCAGGAUACUGGUGCAAUAUAUAUUGUCAAUACCCCAGCUGGUAUUAGCAUCAAGUGGGCUCACAUUACAGGCAUCAUCGAUAUACAGUAUGGAUUACACUCUAACACAUCCAUGAAGACAGAAGGACUUUGCGGGGUGUGUAAUGGAGACCCUACUGAUGAUCUGAAAAUGCAAAACAGGACCAUAAUUACAAACAUGGAGGAAAUUGAAGUGUUCAUUAGGAGUUGGGAAAUUGAGAAAUCACUUGAUGUAACAACCCGGAGGCCACUAAGAAGCUGUACUGAAGAUAACUGUACAUACUGUAUGGGACUGUUAAAUGGAAGCACUUUCAUCCCUUGUCAUAAGAAAGUGUCACCACAGGAGUUUUGUGAGAAGAUGUGGAUCAACAGCACCAAUUUUUGGAAUUAUGAGUGUGAUGCACUUUCUGCAUAUGCGGCUUUAUGCAACAAGCACAACAUCUGCAUUAAAUGGAGGACACCUGAUUACUGUUCACUGAGUUGUCCCGAGGGCAAGGAAUACCAGCCUUGUGUGCAACCCUGUGAAGCCAAGACAUGCUUGAAUAAAUGGUUCUAUGAAGAUUCUCCCUGUUCCUACUUAAGGGAGGACUGUGUUUGUAGAAAUGGCACUAUUCUGCAUAGAACAGACUCUGACCUCUGUAUACCAGAAGAAAAAUGUACAUGUACAGAUAACAAAGGACAACCCCGCUCUGCUGGGGAGAUCUGGAAUGGGUCCAUGAGAGGCUGUUGCAUGUACAACUGUUUAGAAAAUGGAAGCAUUGUUGCUGUAGAACCUGAAUGCAAUGAGGAUCCACUACCGGUCUGUGAAAGAGAAGGGGAAGUUAUUGUCCAUGUCAUCGAAGAAAGAGCUUGCUGUCCAAAGAAAGUUUGUGAAUGUAACAUCUCAUUGUGUGACACCAUUAUUCCAACAUGCAAACCCAGUGAAAAAUUAGUGGCAGGUUACCAUCCCCUGUCCUGCUGUCCACAGUACCGAUGUGAAUGUGAUCCUUCAGCUUGUUUCAAUGCUUCCCACCUGGACUGCAGAGAAGAUCAAUUUAUUGUGGAAGCAAAACAGGAAGAUCCCUGUUGUUUCUCUUACCUCUGUGUUUGUGAAUCCUGUAUUGAGCCUGUUCCCUUGUGUAAUGAGGGGGAAAUUCUCACUGUAGACCUUAAUACCAUACAUUACUGUUGUCCUCAUUACUACUGUGUUUGUGAUGAAAAUCUUUGCUCUGAGCCUCCUAUGAAUUGCACAGAUGAAAUGACACUUGUGAAGGAAAAAAUACCUGGGCAGUGUUGUCCAGAAUGGCACUGUGAAUGUAGCUGUGAAAACGCUACUAUGCUGACCUGUAAACUGGGAGAAGUUAAAAAAAUAGAUAGUAAUGUUUCCAGUGCUUGUGGAUGCACUCACUACAUUUGUGAGAAGGAUGAUGUGUGCAUCUUCCAAGAGGUCACGGUACUGAAUCCUGGACAGUCAGUGAUUCAGUUCUUGGGUGGAGACCUUUGUUACACUGUACAGUGCUUACAAGAAAAAGAUCAGAACACAGGAUACAAUGCAAUGCAUUUUACAAUGGUGAACUGUUCCCAGCAAUGUGAAGCUCAUCAAAUAUACAUUCCUUCCUCCAGUCACCAUACUUGUUGUGGUACCUGUCAAGACAUGUCCUGCUCUUUUCACACUGAGAAUGGAACACUAAUCAUGUAUGAGGAAGGCAGCACCUGGACCUCCAACUGCACUAACUACAAGUGUGCAAAGACUGCUGCAGGGGCUGUCAUACUGGGAUCAAGUGUUGUCUGCCCCCCUUUUAAUGACACCGAGUGUACAAAGAACGGAGGAAUUGUGCAGAUGUAUAAUGAUGGCUGCUGCAAGACCUGCAAAAAGGAAGAAAGAAUUUGCCAGAAAACAACAAUCAGGACAACCAUAAGAAAAAGUGACUGUAUAAGUCAAAGCCCGAUAAAUGUGGCUUCUUGUGAUGGAAAAUGCCCAUCUGCAACAAUUUUCAAUGUCAAUAUCGAUACCCAUUUAAGAUUCUGUAAAUGUUGUCGAGAAAAUGGAACACGUAAUCUGACUGUGCCACUGCGCUGCUCAGGAAAUGGCACUGAAAUUAUGUACGUCAUUCAAGAGCCUAUAGAAUGCUCAUGCCAAUGGAACUGAACACUACUGUGGAUAUGAUUUCAUCUGUAGAAGUAAAAGGAGUUUCUUUUCACCAAACUUUUUUUGAUGUUGGAUAACUAUAGUACAACCACAGAGAUAAAAAAAACAGAUGUGCUCAGUUCUGCUUUAUAAUGCAAUUUUUCACAAAUUUAGUAAAGAUGAUGUUCUACGUUCUUCACAUUUUCUUUUGAAGUACUGGCAUAUAUAGAAAGAAAAAUAUAAAUAAUUUUGAAAAAGGUAUAAUUUAGCCAUCAUUUAUUUCUACUCAGUGGGCUUUCUGACAAGCUGUUGAAAGCUGGUUAAGGCCUGUUUCCAGUUGGAUUGUGGCUAUCUAUUAAAGUUCAGAAUUUCUCAGUGGUUCUUUUCCUUGUACUCAGAAACUUCUUGUUGUGAACCAUCAUUGCUCUCAUGUUUAAAUGGGAGUUUGAUAAUGACUGAAUAAAAUAGUGGGUUAAACCGAAA